Molecule: messenger RNA, 2442 nt
Organism: Aspergillus aculeatus ATCC 16872
Lineage: Eukaryota; Fungi; Ascomycota; Eurotiomycetes; Eurotiales; Aspergillaceae
Product: vezatin family protein
Exons: 5
Coding region: 167-2011 (614 amino acids)
Biological process (GO): cell-cell adhesion
Cellular component (GO): plasma membrane
Molecular function (GO): myosin binding
Source: RefSeq, a predicted model, not a curated record
UUGUCGCGGAGAUGGGCUUGCGAUAAUCCCAUUUUCUUACCCGCUGGUCAUUCUGGAGAUACACUGUACCUAUCUGUAUUCGAGACACCUAACCUGCGUUUCCUCCCGGUUCAACCGUCGCUUCACUCCACCUCACCCGCUUCGCGGUCCGGAAUGCUUACCGAUCAUGGAAGCUCUUGUCUAUGAGAACUCGCCCUUGGCUGAAUAUCUCCACGGGGAGGGUGAGCACGAUGCAAACUGGCCGGUUCAGGAGACCGAGCAUAGCGACGAUUUCUCCGAUUCCACCGCAGCGGAUUUCGCCCCACGAGGUGCUUCAAAGUUCCAGGAGCGCAUUCGGAAUAAACUUCCCAAACCACUUGAUCAGAAGGUCUUGCGACAGAGGGCAACUCUGGGUAAACUCUAUGAUGCCUGCACGUCGGCCUUGAACUCGCGCGUCGGACGAAACGACAACGAGCGAUUCCUUGAACAAUUCGGUUAUGUUAUCGUCGCGUCUCAAUUGUUGAACGAGCACAGUGCGCCUUCCUAUACCUCAGCCACGGAUGUAUUCUCUGCUGCACGACCUGCCGAUCUUCCCUCGAUUUCCGCGACCUUUGGCCUACAAGGGGCCCUUGUGACUGCGUCGACAUCUUUCUCUGUUGCUUGGUUGAUACAAUGGGGCCGUUCAAAACCCGCAUUGGGACUCAGUCCAUGGAAGGUCGGGGUGCUGCUGGUAUUGGUCCCCGUCAUCGGAGUAUUCUAUUUCGCAUUCGCGAAGAGGCAGUGGUUGAAGUAUCUGCGGCACCAAGCUGUAGAUGCAGCGGCGACAUUUAUAGGCAAUGCUCAGGGAUUCGACUCUGCUGCAUCGGCAUCAGUCGUGUUUAUACAGGAAGUCGAGCUGGUCUCGAGAGGCUACCGCAUAAGCACGCCUUUGCCACCCAUUAGCAGACUUGAAGACCAAACACAAAUACGACGAUGCUUGAGACUGCGUCGCACCGUAUCCGAAUCCUUCCACUCUAUGCUAGGUCGAUACCUCCAAGCACAACAGACCUUACAGCCUCUUACCGAUGACGCAAACCUGGCCAAAUAUUACGACAUCUAUGACAUUUCUGAAGAAGAGCUUGUGGAGGCACAGGGAUUAUACCAGGACCGAGCGACCGAGGACCAAUACUCUCUGCGUGCGUUGCGGACGCUAUUCGGAAGACUCUAUGUCGUGAGAAAGAGUAUUCUCUGUUGUCUUCUCGCCCUUGGGGCCGAUGGUGGUGGGUCUGAUAUUGCGAGAUGGACCACUGCUGUCGAACAGAUGCGCGACCUGGCCAGCGUGACCGGGGAAAACACCCACAAAAUGACCAGCAUUCUGAACGAAGAAGACACUGAUGCUAUUCCUCCUUCUCCUUUACCAACCGCCUCGCCCAACAAGGACAACCUUCGUGCACAGUACCGUCGGAUCAACUCCCUUUCCCAAGGGAUUCGGGCACUUCACGCAAAAAUGCAUAUUCUCAGAGAGGCAUCGAGCGCAAAUCUUGAACGGCCGGACUCAAGCGAGUUUGAGGCAACCCUCGUGCCUCAAUAUGAUUCUAUCGGUGCUGACAUCAAGAGUCUGCUUCAGGAAUGGGAGGCGGGCAAGUCAGCACUGGCAAGUGCGCUGGACACACAACCCAACAGAGACUACUCGCGGCCUACGAGUAGUAUCAAAAUCCCUCUGUCGCCUACCCCUAGCCUUGGGGGGUCCACGGCUGUUGAAGGGAGCCCGGCAGAUGCACUCAGGGCUUUGAACGGAGAAAGGCCCGAUUCAUUCAUCAUCCACAAUGCAGAUGACGCAGAGGAGAUCUUCGAAGCAAUUGCUCUUCCGCCUCGCAAUAAAAGGGCAUCCAUGACCAGAGAAGAGCGCAUCGCCCGUGUCAAAGAAGACAGGGCGCGGCAAGCCGCUCUACGCGAUCGUGCUGAUGCAAACACAAACAUGCUGAAGGAGCUUGAGAUGGUCAUCAAGCAAAGACCUCGCACUAUGUAUGCGAAGCGUGUUACGAGCAUCUGAUCGGCAAUCCGCACAUACUUAUCUAUUACGACUACUCCAUCAGACCUCAGUCGUAAUUUCCUCCUUCGAUCCUCGCACAUCAUUUUUCUCUUCAGAGUCUUGUUCUGGUCUCGACUCGAAUCCGAACUUAGCCAGCAAAUCAUGCAAUUGAUACCCAAAAAUGUAUAGAGUGGACCGGUGUCAAAGGCGCUUGGGCGGUGUUGCAUUCGUUUUUCGCUUUUUCUCUGCAUCAUUUACUUUAUUCGAAGCGUUGCAGGCUCAAUAUCUCUCUUUUUCAACUGUACACUAUCUCUUACUAUUCUUCGCCUGCAUAUUCUUACUCUGUACUGUUUUGCGAAUGCACCUAUCACUACUGGCAGUCGCCAGUUUAUCUCAUUUGUCAAGAAGAAAUUGCCUUGUGUACAUAUCUUAACACAUUACUUAAAUCGAUU